Bactrocera latifrons is the source of this 2402-nucleotide messenger RNA. RefSeq names its product probable G-protein coupled receptor Mth-like 14. The record is from RefSeq and is a predicted model, not a curated record. The transcript has 7 exons. Lineage: Eukaryota; Metazoa; Arthropoda; Insecta; Diptera; Tephritidae. Bases 624 to 2156 code for a protein of 510 amino acids. Gene Ontology annotation, molecular function: G protein-coupled receptor activity.
CAUUUUUUAUAACACCGAUUACAAUAAUUCAAUAUAUGCAAUUGAAUUUUAUAGAGAAGUGUUAAAACGGAACUUAAAAUUUCCAGCUAUUUUGAAAAUCAUCAGUAGCCAGUUUAUAGAUGGGUAAAUGUGUUAUUUUCUAAAUUAUGUAAUGUCUGUGCGUCUAUGUAUAAGAGUGAUGAUGUCCGUGCGAUGUUAAAUAAGCUCAAAUUAAUUUCGAAAUUGCGAUUUUGUGCAAUUACGUUAACCAAUUCGGCGGUAAAACGGUAGUGGACAAGUUUGCAAAGUACACAAAACCCUAAUACCGUUAUCUUAUCAAGAAAUAAAAGCACGAAUUCCAAUAUGAUGAUACUCAACAUUAGGCCAAAAUAAUUGUAUUUACAGUCAAGCUCAUUCUUUAACUAUUAUUCGCUAAACGCAGUCAAGUCGGUACUGAGCGCACGGCAUACGUAUGUAGCUAUAUGCAUAUAUUAACAAUAACACAAAUAAUAAAAUUUUAUUUCGAGCGGUAUUGCAAGGGAAGUGUGCACAAACGAAUAAAUAAAUAGAGUUGAAAGCGCGCCACGAAAAAAAAAUACCGGUGAGCAUUACUCACACAUUAAAAACAAUCCGGUAAUGUAAUCAUGCACGAUUUGCUGAUACGCAUACUUGUGAUAAUAGCCUGCAUAGUUGAGAGUUGGAGUUUCAAUGGCAUAUUAUCACAAACAGUCAUAAAUGGAACAAACGAUACGCUCUUAAAGUUCAUAAAUUCCAUUGAGUUCGCGGCAGCGAACGAAGCGUUAAAUUACAGCGCGUCUACAGAGAGCGUAAAAAAUGCGGCUUUACCUGAUGAUUGCUCGCAGCGCAACAAAAAAGCAGCACAACCGAUAUAUACCAAAAAUUCGCGAUUAAGAAAAUGUUGCCCCCAUGGUGAGGGACUGAGCGUAUUUCGUGACAAUCAAACCGACGAAUUCUGCGAUUCAACAAAUUUCAAGUUUGAGCCCAUUACUAUAAGCGUAGUUCUAUACGAUAAUUGCAUUGAGGAUGAAGAGAAUGCUGUCGAUUUGCAAGUUGAGAUUGGGAAUCCCUGCAAUUCUUCUCUAAUAUACAACGAUGAAGAUGAUGCCUUCUUCGUGUUGCAAGACGGUUCCUUACUCAUAAUGGACAAGUAUGGAAACGACAGUUACACUGUGGAAAAGUACUACUGCCUUGAUAUGGAUAAUGUGUCUGGUAUAACAUACGCCAUAACAUGCAUAACAGCGAUUGAGGAGCACUUGAAACGUGGCCAGAUCAUAGCGAUUGCUGCUUUGAUGCUCGUUUCCAUACCGUGCUUAUUAAUCGUCAGUUACAUUCAUAUAAAACUGAAGGAGUUACGUUCGGUACAUGGCCUAUGUCUAAGCUCUUUGUCGUUGUGCUUAGCGUUGGGCUAUUUCCUGCACUCUUUGGUGCAUAUUUUCAAAAUUGAUUCCAUGAAAAUCGGUUAUGCUAUACAGUUCCUAAUGCUAUCUUACUUUAUAUGGUUCUUCUGUCUGUGUUGGAAUGUAUUGGUGAAUAUUUGGUUCCGCAUACCGUCCAAUAAGAGGGCCUCUAAGCUGACGGUGUGGUGCGUUUUUGGUGGACAUUCACUAGUCUGCUACAGUGUUGCUGGCUCAUUAGUGGCGGUCACUAUUCACAAGGGACUUCCUGGUAUGCCGUCCUACUUCAURCAGGGCUUAACGGCAUCCAUUCGCGAGUCACAACGAUAUUUUAUACCACCAGUAUCGUCGUUCCUCUUUUUAUCAUUUAUAGUAAUGAUGAUUUCGUUCUUCGGCUUUCAAAAAAUUAAGAAACAGAAAGUAGAGACUGCCGCAAAGGAUAGUACAAAUGGCACUGUUCAUGCAAAUAUAAUUGUCGAAAUUGAUGAAAUGAAAUAUGAGGAAGUGAAGAAAGACGCCAAAUGUAUAAGCUUUCUUGGUGUAAUAUUAAUUGUAUCAUGGCUACUGGAAAUUGUCACAUUCUAUUCACCCGGCCCAGACGCUUACCUUAUGGUCAUGGAAAUGAUUAAUGGGUUACAAGGUGUAUUCAUAAUGCUGAUAUUUGUUGUGGUACGACGUAGGCGCACAGUUAUUUUGAGGUGGUGGUACGAUAGAGGUUCACAUAAUGUUGAGGAUGUGGAGCUCGAGGCGAUGAAUAAAUAAAUGAAUAUCGAAUUUGUGCGCUUAAAUAAACAUAGUGCAUAGGAAAAUACAUACUUAAAUGUAUGUAUAUGAAUACAUGCAAAAAGCAGGAUAGUUAUUAGUUUAGAUUUUUUUUUACUAUACUAUUCUUAUUUUAAGUAAAUGAAAUACUUAAUUGAAAAUUAUUAAACACAGAAUUAGAGUUUUUGUUGAUAAUCUAAGGCCAAAAUGUAUUUUUUGUAAUUAAUUUUUGUUUAAAUCAAGAAC